GUAAUUUCCCUGUGAAACUAUUCGGUGCGCGCUAUGUGUUUUAUAGAAAAUUGCUUGUGGCUAUGAUGGCAUCGCCACCUGAGUUGCCAGAAAAGGGAGUCACUUUCAUCAUGUUUUGUAUAGUUUGAAGCUCAAGUGUGGCAUGAGUUGAUGUUAUAUCAGUGUAUAUCAGGCAUAUGCAACAGGUUUCCAGCCUGGCUAUGCAGAUGGCUGGGCAGGGAUGGCUGUCUUCUGGUACGCAUUGUUGUUCAGCAGCACUAUACUCUAGUGCGCAACCAAUGAAGGUUCACAGGACAUUUUUCCUGUGAAGGGAAGAGCCUUAGUUCCAUUGGAACAGCUCCAAGCUUGCCUACGGGCAGGUAAUGCCCCUCAAUGCAGCUCUACUGGUAUGGACUGUGGCCAUUCAAGCUCACUUGGUGUUAUGCGGAAAGAUGGUGAAUUCUCGACUAUCAGCCUUGACACCUUCGACACAUACCAGAGUACUCGUCCUGAAAUUCAAAGCUGACUCGUUUGUGAACUCCAGCACCUCUAUUGCGGAAGUGGGUGGCAUCAAAGUGGUGGAUGCCAAUGGGACGUGCUUGAGUUGUGAUUCUUACACAGUUUGCUCUUCCCCUAAUCCGCCGGACGAGAAGGGGGCAUCGGGGAAUGUCACGGGCAGAGAAUGGGCGAGUGGCAAGAGUUGGAGGUGGAAGGUAUUGUCUUCUUCCGUUUUCGACUUCAUGCUCCAGACUCCGAUCUCCAAGCUCAAAGGUGAUGCGAGCUUUGGAGUUGUCAUCAACAGCGCUGUUGACUCUUCAGGCGAAAACUCAGAAGAACAACAAGGGCGACAAGUUACCAAUUGGGUGGUAACAAGUGUUUUGGGCACUCAAGAUACCUCGACUGGAAAAUGGCUUCGGUCAGCUUGGUCCAAGGUUGCUGUGAACCUCAAUGGAGAUUUUCGCUACGGGGUCAGUGGCUCGCAGGGUGCCAUUUUGACAAAGGAUCCUGAAGCUGGAAAGGAGCUUCUUGCCGAGCAUUGUCUUCGUCCUGAAAACAUCACCAACUACCUGGUGACGGAGCACUCUUUGACAAAGGGCCGAAUGGAGGUGACUGCGAAGUGCAAAGCGGCUUUUAAGGGCAGCCCCGUGGUUCUUGAAUGUGAGGAGGAUCUAACUCCUUACAAGCUUCUGGGUUGUGCCAGUGAGUUAUGCGUUCCUCCAGCGGAUCUGGCAGCUUAUGAAGUGACUGAGACAAGCCUGGCAAGGGGUGCUUUUGUGGUGGAAGCGACCUGUAAAGACGGCUACAGCGGCAGUGCAGAAGCAUUUGUAUGUGGAAGGGAUGGGGAGCCGUACGAAUUAUUUGGUUGCGAUACAACAACAUCAACCCUCACCACCACGACCACAACCACAGAGACCACCACAACUACAUCAACUUACACCACCACCACCACAUCGACAUCAACUGUCACCAGCACAACCAGUACGUCGACAACAACUGAGACAACUACAUCCACCACUACGACUACCGAGACGACAACUUCAACCACCACCAGCACAACAAUCCUCUCAUGCAUGGAAGUCGUUGACAAAGCCUAUCAAGUUACUGUAAACAGCUUGGAGGUCCGAGCAUUCCAAGCUACGGCUUCAUGUCGUGAAGGAUAUCAAGGUGAUGCGAAAGUGGAGGCACUGGACACGUCGACGGACACGAGACGCACACUUUUCAUUACGCUACAGGCCUGCGAUGCGCCGGACAAGCCUUUCAAGCUCAGUGGAUGCAAAGCAGUUGUUUGCCAAACACCUUCUGAUACCUCAGGAUAUGUUUUGACAGAAGUCAGUGUGAAACAGCUUGACUUCAAUAUCCAAGCUCAGUGUGCCCCUUUCUUCCACGGCAGUGCUGCGGUUGAAAAAUGUGCUGAACAUGAUGAGGAGUACGGACUGUCUGGCUGUGAAUUGGAUCGAUGCCGCUCACCAGAUGAUACCACUGGCUAUAUUGUGACCGAAACAGAUCUGACCUUGAAGGACUUCCAAGUGAAGGUGGCGUGCUCAGAAGGAUACGUAGGAGUAGCAAAGGUUGCAAAAUGCAAUGGAGGAUACAAAGAAGAUUCCUAUGUGUUAGAAGGCUGUGAAAGUACAACAACCACAACAACGACAGAAACGGAAACUACGACCACCACCAGUACAACCACCGAAACUAGCACGCAAACAACAACCUCAACAGAGACGACUACAUCCACUACAACAAGCACCUCGACUGUCACAACCACUUCAACAGUGACAACUACCACCACCGUGACCACUACUGCCACCAAAACUAGCACAAUUACCUCAACAACCACAACGACAGCGACUGAAACCACAACAACAACAAUCACUGAAACCACUACUUCUACAUCCACCAGCACUUCAACGAUCACUUUGACAUCAACUGUCACCCAGACCGAAACAAGCACAUCAACUACUACGACCUCCACCUCAACCACAACGGAAACAACCACAUCAACUUCAACUUCUACCACUAGCAGCACAUCCACCUCAACAACUACUACGACUUCCACCGUAACGAGCACAGCAACCAUCACAUCAACCGCAACAACAACUUCAACGUCUACUUCCACGAGCACAAGCACAACAACCACUUCGACCAGCACUACCACCACAUCAACUUCCACAGUAACCAGCACUACAACUACAUCAACUUCAACGAUCACGAGCACAACGACUACAUCAACAUCUACAGCAACCAGCACAACAACCACUUCCACAAGCACGGUCACAACAACCACAACGACUGCAACAACAACAAGAACCUCCACAUCAACAGCGACAAGCACCACGACCACAACUACCUCUACAAUCACCAGUACAACCACCACUUCGACUAGCACAAGCACCACGACUACAUCUACUGUCACAUCUACAACGACCACGUCUACGAGCACAGCUACUUCAACAACAUCGACCUCCACUACGACUCCCAAGGGAGUGUGCAUAGCUCCUGCUGCGACAAAAGGUUAUCUAGUCUCUGAGCACAAUCUCUUUAUGGACGAGUUCUCUGUCACCGCCAGGUGCAGCAAAGGCUUCGCAGGGACAGCUGUUGUGUCAGCUUGCACCAAGCACCUGGAUACGUUUAGCUUGAGUGGCUGCACACGCGUGUGUCUGGCACCUGCUGACUCGGAUGGCUACCUGAUCAAAGAAGUUUCGGUUGUGCAAGAUCAGUUUCAAGUUGAAGUGUCUUGUGCAGAUGGCUUUGCCGCCUAUUCCACGCCCCAAGCUGUUGUAUGUGGGGGCGCAAAAGAAGAGUACAGCCUCCAGGGCUGUGGUCCAAGGAAGCGAUGCUUAGCCCCUGAUGAUGUCACAGGCUACCUCAUCACAGAAACCGAUCUGCUGGCGCACGAAUUUGCAGUGAGUGCAAAGUGUGACUCUGGCUUUGUUGGAACGGCCACAGUGGAGCCAUGCGCAUCUGAUUUGGAGUCUUAUAAACUGAAGGGAUGCAGCAAACGUUGAUGCUGACAGCAAACAACGAAACUAUUCAAAAUAGAUUUCGAUUUGCGUUAUCGAGCCAAAAGCCAAAUACAUAAUUAGAAAUCUUUUACUACUAUAACUAUUUUUUCAAUAUAGAAUGCAAACACUUAUUUGUUUCUU
Molecule: messenger RNA, 3620 nt
Organism: Durusdinium trenchii
Lineage: Eukaryota; Dinophyceae; Suessiales; Symbiodiniaceae
Source: the annotation of a GenBank genome assembly